GUCGGACGUACACCAGGUGUAGAAAUGGCUCUCGCUAUCUCUUCUCUUGCAUUCACUAUGCUUCUCCUGUCAGUACUGGUGGUAGUAACUGCUCCUGCAAGUGGUUAUGAAUAUGGCCCAAAACCAAAGCUUGAGAAACCUGCUAAGACUAAGACAGAAAAGGACCUGCUGGUUCCUGCCAUCAUCGGCGUUCAGGGACUUAUUUAUUGUAAAUCGGGCCCUAAACUCAUCCCACUUAAAGGAGCUGUAACAAGAAUAACUUGCCUGGCUGUGGAUGAGAAUGGAUACGAAUCAGCUCCAUUCUCGGUCUUGAGUCGGCCAUGUGAUGAAAAGGGUUACUUUUUUGCCACAUUGUCCCCUUCUCAGAUUGAAGAAGACGCAUGGUGGAGAGUCACCGAAUGCAAGGCUUUUUUGGCCAACUCUCCAAUAGAGACUUGUAAGGUUCCCACUGAUGUGAACAAAGGGAUUACUGGUGCCCCUCUUGCUUCUUACCGCCACCAUGGUGACAAAAACAUGAAAUUGCACUCCGUGGGCCCUUUUAUUUACACUUCGGACCCUAAACCAAUCUCCAACUCCAAGGGUUACUAG
Ilex paraguariensis (yerba mate) is the source of this 588-nucleotide messenger RNA. Lineage: Eukaryota; Viridiplantae; Streptophyta; Magnoliopsida; Aquifoliales; Aquifoliaceae. The record is from the annotation of a GenBank genome assembly.